AAAAACAACUAACCACUAUCAUUACAUUACCCAACUAGGCAAUUCGCCAUGAACCGUCAAUUAACCAGAGAGGAGAUUCAAAAGAUUAUUCAAAGAUGGCAUCAGUUAAAAAAUCAGUAUGGAGAACAGGCUGUCAAUGUACCGGAAUUUGCCCAGUUAAGUAAGGUGAUAAAGUUUCUUCAGCAGAACCAGCAACAGCUCCAGAGACAGCAACCACAGCAGCAGCAGCAGCAGCAACAACAACAACAACAGAAUGCUCAAUUCUCUAACCAGGGUUUACAGCUGAAUUUCAUCAAUUCCAGUAAUAACACUCCCAAUAUGGGCAAUGCCAAUAUCACUAAUAACAAUGUGAAUAAUCAGUUCAAUCAACAAGGGUUCAUUCCUCAACAACAGCAACAACAGCAACAACAACAGCCUCCAUUACCACAGGAUCCUUCUAUGCAACAACAACAACUUCGAACCGGAGAAUCGGCAUUCACCACUCAACAAUUCCAAUUGGUUAAGUCUCAGUUCCAGGCCCUUAAGUAUUUAUUAAAGGGUGCUGGACAAGCCAACCAACCUAUUCCUCAGAAUUUAAUUACUUUUGUAACUAAUGAUAGAUCGGCAUUCCCUAAUGGUAACUAUCUUCCUGCCGCUUCAAGCUUGAGACCUCAAGGGUUUGAUCAAAAUCAAAAUCAAACUCAAACUCAAGCUCAAAGUCAAAGUCAGACUCAACCAUUAAACCAAAAUCCUAAUAAUAUUGUUCCUCCAAAUUCUCAAUCUCCUCCAUUACAGACCAUUAUGACUGGUAAUAAUAACAAUGUCAACAAUACUACUAAUAAUUUCAUUAAUAGUCCUGCUAUUUCAUCACCUAAUCUUAAUGAUCCUAAGAAGAAAGGACAAAUCCCUACUCCAAUUCAAGCACCAGCCUCAAUUUCAUCAUCAAUAAGUCAAGGCCAAAGUCAGAGUCAACAAAGUCAAAAUCAAAGUCAAAGUCAAGUUUCAAUGGCUCCUUCAAUACCUGAACCUCCUAAACCAUUAAGACCAAUAUUACAUGAACCUCAAGCACCAAUUAAUAUUAAUAAAUUAGUUCCUGAUAUGGCCAAGAAUAAUCAAGUUAUAAUUCCCAUUAAUAAACCUAAUAUUCAAGUAGAUAGUUUUGAAGUACCAGAUAUUUUUAGUGAUCAAGUAAGAGAUAUUCAAUUUAAUGCAAUUUAUGCUCCACAAAGUAGAAUUGAAUUUCCUGGAUUAUUACCAGAAGGAAUUAGUUUGGAUGAUAUUUAUAAUAAUAAAGAGAUUUAUUUUAUAUUAAAGAUUGAACAAGAAAUUGAUGAUUUAAAGAAACGACUUGAAUUACUAAAGGAAUCCGAUAAUCAAGAAGAAUAUAAUCAAUUAAAUUUUCAAUUAAAUCAACUUGAAUUAUUACCUUAUCAACGAGAAUUAAGAGGUAAAAUUUUAUCUCAACAAUGGUUUAGUAAAAGUAUAUUACCUAAUUCUCAUCCCAAUUUUCAAUGUAGAUCAAGUGCUUUAUCACUUGAAAAUGUUUCUGCAACUCAUGAUUUAUAUAAACAUCAAUUAGAAACUUUGAUGCAAGUUCAAAAUCAAAAACAUCAAAAGACUAUAAAUGAAAUAUUAAAUUAUGUGGUUAAACAUGAUGAUAUUGUUCAACGGAAAUUUGAUAAAAUUAAUCGAUUUUCAACAAAAAUUAGUAGUUUUCAUAAUCAAAUAGCUAAAGAAGAACAAAAGAGACUUGAAAGAAUGGCAAAACAACGUUUACAAGCUUUGAAACUGAAUGAUGAAGAAGCUUAUUUGAAAUUAUUAGAUCAUACUAAAGAUACUAGAAUUACUCAUUUAUUAAAACAAACUAAUCAAUUCUUAGAUUCUUUAGCUCAAGCUGUCCAAAAUCAACAACGUGAAACUCAUGAUAGUGUUAUGGGAAGUGGUAGAAUUAUUAAGGAUGAAACUUCAACUUCAACUUCAACUCCAAUUCCAAUUCCAAUUCCUAAUCCAAUUCAAUCUUAUUCAAAUGAUGAUGAUAGACGAGAAAAAGUUGAUUAUUAUAAUGUUGCGCAUCGAGUUAAAGAAGAAGUUAAUAAACAACCAUCAAUAUUAAUUGGAGGUACAUUAAAAGAAUAUCAAUUAAAGGGAUUACAAUGGAUGGUAUCAUUAUUUAAUAAUCAUUUAAAUGGAAUAUUAGCUGAUGAAAUGGGAUUAGGUAAAACAAUUCAAACCAUAUCUUUAUUAACUUAUUUAGUUGAAAUUAAACAAAUUAAUGGACCAUUUUUAGUAAUUGUACCAUUAUCAACAUUAACUAAUUGGAAUUUAGAAUUUGAUAAAUGGGCACCUGGAUUAAAAAAAAUUACUUAUAAAGGUACCCCAAAUCAACGGAAAGUUUUACAAAUUGAUAUUAAAAAUCGUAAUUUUCAAGUAUUAUUAACAACUUUUGAAUAUAUUAUAAAGGAUAAAGCUUUAUUAUCAAAAAUUAGAUGGGUUCAUAUGAUUAUUGAUGAAGGUCAUCGUAUGAAGAAUGCCAAUUCUAAAUUAUCAGAAACUUUAACUCAUAAUUAUCAUAGUGAUUAUCGAUUAAUUUUAACCGGUACUCCAUUACAAAAUAAUUUACCAGAAUUAUGGGCAUUAUUAAAUUUUGUAUUACCCAAAAUUUUUAAUUCAGUUAAAUCAUUUGAUGAAUGGUUUAAUACCCCAUUUGCCAAUACUGGAGGACAAGAUAAAAUUGAACUUAGUGAAGAAGAAACUUUAUUAAUUAUUAGAAGAUUACAUAAAGUUUUAAGACCUUUCUUAUUAAGAAGAUUAAAGAAAGAUGUUGAAAAGGAUUUACCAAAUAAAGUUGAAAAAGUUGUUAAAUGUAAAAUGUCUUCAUUACAACUGAAACUUUAUCAACAAAUGUUAAGAUUUAAUAUAUUAUUUGCUGGAGGACUUUCAGGAGAUAAUACUCCAGUAACCAUUAAAAAUGCUAAUAAUCAAAUUAUGCAAUUAAGAAAAAUUUGUAAUCAUCCAUUUGUUUAUGAAGAAGUUGAAAAAAUGAUUAAUCCAUCAAAGGAAACUAAUGAUCAAAUUUGGAGAGUGGCUGGUAAAUUUGAAUUAUUAGAUAAAAUAUUACCGAAAUUUAAAGAAACUGGUCAUCGAGUAUUAAUAUUCUUUCAAAUGACUUCAAUUAUGGAUAUUAUGGAAGAUUUCUUAAGGUAUAGAUCUAUGAAAUAUAUGAGAUUAGAUGGAGGAACUAAAGCAGAUGAUAGAACUAUAUUAUUAAAGGCAUUUAAUGCACCUGAUUCAGAUUAUUUUUGUUUCCUUUUAUCAACCAGAGCUGGAGGAUUAGGAUUAAAUUUACAAACGGCUGAUACAGUUAUUAUAUUUGAUACCGAUUGGAAUCCUCAUCAAGAUUUACAAGCUCAAGAUAGAGCUCAUAGAAUUGGACAAAAGAAUGAAGUAAGAAUUUUAAGAUUAAUUACUGAAGAUUCUGUUGAAGAAAUGAUUUUAGAAAGAGCUCAUGCAAAAUUAGAAAUUGAUGGGAAAGUUAUUCAAGCCGGUAAAUUUGAUAAUAAAUCAACCGCAGAAGAACAAGAAGCUUUAUUAAGAGCUUUAAUUGAAAAAGAGGAAGAACGGAAACAAAAGGGAGGUUCAGAUGAUGAAGAAGAUUUAGAUGAUGAUGAAUUAAAUCAAAUUAUUGCUAGAACUGAACAAGAAUUAGAUGUAUUUAGAAAAUUAGAUGAAGAACGAGCUUCAACCACUAAAAAUGCUUCAUAUAGUAGUCGAUUAUUUACUGAUCAAGAAUUACCAGAAAUUUAUAAAAAAGAUCCUGAAUCUUAUAUGAAAACUGAAGAAUCAAUUAUUGAAGAAUAUGGUAGAGGUACAAGAGAAAGAAAGAUUGCUAAAUAUGAUGAUAAUUUAACUGAAGAACAAUGGUUAAGACAAAUUGAUGGAGUUGUAUCUGAUGAUGAUAGUGAUCAAGAAGAAGUUAAACCUUCUCGAGGUAGAGGUAGACCAAGAGGUAGACCUAAAUCUAAAGGACCUGAUACCAAUACUAGUAAUAGUAAAAAUGUUACUCCGGAUAUUAUAACCGCUACUGAAUCAGAAACUGGUAAUAAUUCAGAUAAACAUUCUAUUGAUGAAGAUGAAAAAUCAAGUGAUGAACCUGCUAUAAAGAGAAUUAAAUCUCUGACUCCAAGACCUUUAACAACAAGAGGUAGAGGUAGAGGAAGAGGUAGAGGUGGUAGAGGUAGAGGAUCAUUAUUAUAUCGAGCCACUCCAAGUAUUGAUCCAUUAACUUUAGAUGAACGAGCUAAACUUCAAAAUAUGAUUGAAACUAUUUAUGGAAUGGUCCUUAAUUAUACUAAUGAACAUGAAAGAAGAUUAAGUGAAUUAUUUUUAGUUAAACCAUCUAAAAAGGCAUAUCCUGAUUAUUAUGUAUUAAUUAAGCAUCCAAUUGCCUUAGAUACUGUUAAGAAAAGAAUUAGUUCGAGAAGUUAUACUCAAAUUCGAGAAAUGUUGGAAGAUCUUCAUUUAAUGUUUAGUAAUGCCAAGAUUUAUAAUGAAGAAGGAUCUAUUGUUUAUCAAGAUGCUGCUAAAUUAGAACUGUUAGCGUUUGAAAAAGUUCGAGAAUUAGUCAAUGAUUUAGAUGAAAAGGAGGUUAAUAAGAUUUUAGAUUUUACGGAUUUUGAUGAAAUCUUUAAUUUAAAACCAUUAAAUGUUAAUCCAGCUAUUAAACAACCAAUUGAAGCUAAAUUAGAAAAACUUGAUAAUGAUGAACCUAUUGAUAGUCCUAUUGUGGGGAUAUCCACCAAUGCUGGAUCAGAAGAUUCGACUCCUAUGCCAUUUGAAUGAUGUAGGGGAUGUAUAUUAGUUGUACUUUAUAUAUUAUUACUUUAUAUAUUACUUUAUAUAUUAUUACUUAGUUA
This is a messenger RNA of Scheffersomyces amazonensis, 4892 nucleotides long. RefSeq names its product SWI/SNF catalytic subunit (gene SNF2). Gene Ontology annotation, molecular function: ATP-dependent chromatin remodeler activity; DNA binding; ATP binding. Gene Ontology annotation, cellular component: nucleus. Bases 49 to 4818 code for a protein of 1589 amino acids. The record is from RefSeq and is a predicted model, not a curated record. Gene Ontology annotation, biological process: positive regulation of transcription by RNA polymerase II. NCBI's taxonomy places the organism in Eukaryota, Fungi, Ascomycota, Pichiomycetes, Serinales, Debaryomycetaceae. The transcript has 3 exons.